Parnassius mnemosyne (clouded apollo) is the source of this 1077-nucleotide messenger RNA. Lineage: Eukaryota; Metazoa; Arthropoda; Insecta; Lepidoptera; Papilionidae. The record is from the annotation of a GenBank genome assembly.
AUGUCAAAAGAUAACCUUACUGCGGUAUUGCACAAGACGAAAGAUUUGCGUUUGGAGCAAACACCGAUUCCAGAAAUCGCUGAUGAUGAAGCGCUCAUCCAGAUGGACUGUGUGGGAAUCUGCGGCUCGGAUGUGCACUACUGGCAGAGCGGCGCGUGCGGUAGUUUCGACAUGAAAGAACCCAUGAUAAUGGGCCACGAAGCGUCGGGGGUUGUCGCCAAGAUUGGAGCGAAAGUGAAGAACCUGGAGGUGGGUGAUCGCGUUGCUAUCGAGCCAGGCGUGCCCUGCCGUUACUGCGAGUUCUGUAAGACAGGCCGCUACCACCUCUGCCCCGACAUGAAGUUCUGUGCGACUCCCCCUAUUCAUGGCAACUUAGCUAGAUACUACAAGCAUGCUGCCGAUUUCUGCUACAAGCUACCGCCCCACGUGACGAUGGAGGAGGGUGCGCUGCUGGAGCCGCUGUCGGUGGGCAUCCACGCGUGCCGGCGCGGCGGCGUGAGCGCCGGCCACAGCGUGCUCAUCCUGGGCGCCGGGCCCAUCGGACUCGUCACCAUGCUCGUCGCGCGGGCCAUGGGCGCCUGCAAAAUCAUCAUUACUGAUAUCCACCAACCUCGGCUGGACUUUGCAAAGCAGUUUGGUGUCGACCACGCGAUCCUUGUAAAACGCGAUGCCAACGAAGCUGACAUGGCAGUGAAGAUCCACGAGCUGCUAGGAAACUAUCCCGACGUCUCCAUUGAUGCGAGUGGUGCCCAAGCCACCGUUAGAUUGGCCUUGCUGGUGACGAAGUCCGGCGGCGUGGUGGUGCUGGUGGGCAUGGGCAGCCCCGAGCUCACCGUGCCGCUAGCCGGCACCGUCUCGCGCGAGGUCGACAUCCGCGGCAUCUUCCGCUACGUCAACAUAUAUCCCAUAGCACUUUCAAUGAUAUCAAGUGGACAGAUCAACGUUAAACCUCUAGUGUCGCAUCACUUUUCCCUGGAAGAAACGCUUGAGGCUUACGAGAUCGCUCGCCAAGGUCUUGGGAUAAAAGUAAUGAUACAUGUGCAGCCCAGAGACACGAACAACCCCAAAAAAUUUUAA